Molecule: messenger RNA, 1300 nt
Organism: Callithrix jacchus (white-tufted-ear marmoset)
Lineage: Eukaryota; Metazoa; Chordata; Mammalia; Primates; Cebidae
Gene: TMEM234
Product: transmembrane protein 234
Source: RefSeq, a predicted model, not a curated record
GGCUUCUGUGGGGACAAGACGGUAACGUCAGUGCCCAGAAUUGGGUACCGGCCUCAGACCAGGACCCCCACUGCAGUAUCCCCAACUCUAGAACUCACCAUCCCGGCGAUGACACGAAGGCCGCAACGUGAGUAGUACCGGAAAAGGCUUUGGAACCACUUCCGGAUUGUGGGUCUCCGCCCCCUCGCUCCCGGAAGUAGAAGACAGCAGCGUUACCAUGGCGGCGUCUCUGGGGCAGGUGCUGGCUCUGGUGCUGGUGGCCGCUCUGUGGGGUGGCACGCAGCCGCUGCUGAAGCGAGCCUCUGCAGGCCUGCAGCGGAUUCAUGAGCCGACCUGGGCCCGACAGUUGCUACAGGAGAUGAAGACCCUCUUCUUGAAUAUUGAGUACCUGAUGCCCUUUCUCCUCAACCAGUGUGGCUCUCUUCUCUAUUACCUCACCUUGGCAUCGACAGAUCUGACCCUAGCUGUACCCAUCUGUAAUUCUCUGGCCAUCAUCUUCACACUGAUUGUUGGGAAGGCCCUUGGAGAAGAUAUUGGUGGAAAACGAGCAGUCGCUGGCAUGGUGCUCACCGUGACAGGAAUUUCACUCUGCAUCACAAGCUCAGUGAGUAAGACCCAGGGGCAACCGUCUACCCUUUGAGUGGGCCGAACCCAUUUCCAGCUCUGCUGCCUCCUGGAAGCCCCUGGGCCAUGAAGUGCUGGCAGUGAGCAGAUGGACCUAGCACCUCCCAUCUCUGGCCUCAGCUUCCUCCUCUUAUGGGGAUAACAGUUACCUCAUGGAUCACAAUAAGAGAACAAGAGUGAAAGGGUUUUAUAACCUUCAAGUGCUGUUCACCUACUGGGAUUUAGCACAGGAGACUCGACGCUUCACCCUCAGCAACCUUUCUGCCCCAGCAUCUCUCUUCCUGCUGUCAUCUCAGGCCCCCAGUUAAGCCACCAUUAUGUGGCCUAAUCUGGACUAUCAUGGUGGCAGUUUCCAUGGACUGCAGAACCCCAGCUGCAUGGAAAAGGCCAGCUACAGACCAAGCCAGAAAGCAAACAGGAGGCCUCCAGGGCUCAGUCAGAGCGCCUUGGCUGACUGAGGGGUGGAACUGAGGGGAGGAAGGUGCCUCAGAGUGGCAGAUGCAGGAGAUGAGCUAUUAGCCUUGCCUGCCCCACCCAUGAGGUGGACAGAAAUCCUCACUGCCAGCCUCUCUUAAACAGGUAGCAGCUGUGAGCCCCAGCGCCACCUAACUCCAGCACCCAGCACAACACCUGGAGAGUAGUAGCUGUCAAUAAAUCUGUGGUAGACAGAGGUUAA